Molecule: messenger RNA, 4109 nt
Organism: Neohortaea acidophila
Lineage: Eukaryota; Fungi; Ascomycota; Dothideomycetes; Mycosphaerellales; Teratosphaeriaceae
Exons: 3
Coding region: 189-3836 (1215 amino acids)
Biological process (GO): intracellular sterol transport
Cellular component (GO): endoplasmic reticulum-plasma membrane contact site; endoplasmic reticulum membrane; mitochondrion
Molecular function (GO): sterol transfer activity; sterol binding
Source: RefSeq, a predicted model, not a curated record
AGUCCAAGCUCUCCUGUUGAUCGCCACCUGCGCCAAGCUUCCCAGUUCAGGAGUCAACAUCAUCGAUGCCUUGAACCGGCACCAACUUCAUCUCUGGCCAUUGGACAACUCCUCCGGGAGAAGAUGGUGUGAGAAGCAUCGCCAGCAGUUGUUGAGCAGCCGCUCCGAGGUUGACGGUCAUCAUCACAAUGCCGUCCCCUUCCCCGCGCAGGGGCUUAUCGAAACUGCGCCGCAAUCAGGACAGCGGCAACGACUCCACCAAGUCCCUCGCCGAAAGCUCGACAAGCGAUGAGCCUGGUCCAGAGCCUUCCCUCCAUACGACUUUGUCCGAUGGCACCGCCAAACUUCGCGAACGGUUAAGGCGCAAAUCGGUUGAUGAUCGGCGGAACAGCGGCGACUCCGGUAAUCGAUUGUCCAACCUGAUGACUCGGCGCCGAAGCAAAUCAAAGAAGACCGCGUCAGAUAGUCUGAACCGCGAGCUCAGUGUCGACUCGGCGACUGGCAAUCUAUCUCGCAAUCAUUCAUCUACCUCCCUCGGCCUGGAUGACAGCGGCCGAAGCAGUCUACUGACAGACGAUGAAGCGGAACAUGACGGGAAACCAAAACGUCCACCACUUUCAACGCAUGCUUCCCACGCCGGCUACUUGACCCUCUCCGCCCCCGAGAUCCCAGCGAAUCCCAAUCCCGUUGACCCUGCACACCUCGCCUCAGCCCUCUCAACUCCCCCACUUCUACCGAAGCCGAGCACGAAUGUCCCCGACGUUAUCGAGCCCUACGACAUCGAACCCUUUCCGCGGCAGCCCUCUCCUGAGCGAAACACCUCCGAUCUGUUGAGAAACGCCAUUGGCUUGUCUCAACGAAAAGACAGUUUCGACGCCGAUUCUCUCGCAUCAGCGUCGUCAAGCAGAAACAAUAGCGUGGACAUUCAGGAGCGCAUACCUUCCGAGAAGGCGGUACCACCCGCUGCGACCCAGGAAACAAAGACCCCUCGACGCUCGCAGAUCGAGACGUCUGUUCGACCAGCAACACCCCCAAGCCUGACCGCGACCCCUACCACCUUCGUGACCCCGCCCACUCCCACCGAUCCUCUCGCCGACGCUCCCACUUUUGCUCCGCGGGCCUUUCAACGCUCUGCACGGGAAACCUCACCUACCAGGGACAGCGUUCGUGGUCGGCGUAUCAACAUCCCCAGCAAGCUCUCCCAAUCCAUACCCGCCCCUCUCACACCCACGGUCGAAGAGACCAAGACUCCGGGUGGCACACUUGCUCAGAACACGAACGCCACCGGCUUCUUCUCAAGUGUGUUUACCGCUGCGCAAAAAGCCGCCGACUCGCUCAGUCACUCUAUUGCCUCGAGCCCAAAGAAGGUUAAUUCCCCCGAACAAGCUCGGGCAGGAGGGGGAGGAGAAGCAGUGCAUACUGGAGACAGCCAGAGAGGACUGGAAGGAACUGGCGAGAUUAAACCACCGGCGGCAGUCCACACACUGGGAAGCGGGGAUCUGAAUUUCGGUCAUCUUGGUUUAGCGGAGCACAGCAGUGAGCCGAGUCCGAUGAACUCCUCGCCCAAUCUUGCGCUGCAAAACGGAUUCUCGCAAUGGGACGAUGACACCCACCACAAGGCGGAAGAGGAGGCGGCAGCUCGCGCUGUGUCCGAAGCCUACCAUGAGCCAGUCGAAGGGGCGUUGAGCCGAGCGUUGAACGGGCGGCCACUGUCCAUUGCUUCGAAUGAACGUCUUACCCUUGGUGGCGAGCAUGCCCUUCCCAAGCCUGGUGCGGAUGCAGAUUCACUUCAGUCACUCCAGCGUUCGGGAAGUGUCAGGAGUAGGCUCAGUGGCCGACGGCGACGGAGAGGUACUUCAGCCACAGCCGGCACGGUGGGCACGGCGGGCACCACCAAUACUAUAGCUGCAGGUAUCUCGGCUUCAGCGGGUGGCUUGGGAAAUCUAUCUGCUACUCCCGCCGGUCGUCGGUUGACAGGAUUCGCGGUCGCCAGCAACAAACGAAACAAGGACUUUCACCAGUUGUUUCGGAGUGUGCCAGACGAUGACUACCUGAUUGAAGACUACAGUGCAGCAUUGCAGCGCGACAUUCUGCUUCAUGGGCGGUUAUACGUCUCCGAAGGCCACAUUUGCUUCUCCAGCAACAUCCUCGGCUGGGUGACCAAUCUCGUCAUCAGCUUCGACGAGGUGGUGUCGGUGGAGAAGAAGAGCACGGCCGUCAUCUUUCCCAACGCGAUCGUCAUUGCAACAUCGAACGCUCGGAAUACGUUUGCCAGCUUUGUCGCUCGAGACUCGACGUAUGAGCUCCUCAUUGGCAUUUGGAAAAUCAGUCAUCCGAAUCUGAAGAGCUCGUUGAAUGGCGUUACACUGGACAACGCUGGUACCGGCGAUAAGACCGAAGUCGCCGGGCCGGACGAUGGUUCUGAAGAUGGCUCCGGCUCGGCAUCAGAUGACGAAGUAUAUGAUGAAGACGAAGAAGACGAAGAUGGAAGUUUUGAUGAUGCUGCAUAUUCGCGCAGUAUAGCUGGGAGCGAUCGGGGUGAGAGGACAAUCAGCCGACAGCCCUCCAACGCGCCGCUUCCAGGUACCAGUCAAACGAACGGAUCGGUUCCCAAACCGGUCGAAAAUGCCGAUGCGUCCACUGCAACAGCAGCUGGCAGUGCCGAUUCUCCUGGCCCAACCACACACGAACCCACGCAAUGCUCCGACGGCGCCGAACACUACGACCGACCACUGGUCGACACCACCAUCCCUGCCCCUCUCGGCAAAAUCUACUCCUUGGUCUUCGGGCCGGCAUCCUUGACCUUUAUGAAGAAAUGGCAUAUCGAAGACCAGAAAUCCCGAGACCUCAACUUCUCCGACACCCCGCUCGAUAAUGAGCACAAAACGGUGACGUUCGACUACAUCAAACCGCUCAACGCCCCCGUGGGCCCGAAGCAGACGAAAUGCAUCACCACGUACAAUCUGGUGGCUUUUGAUUUGGAGAAGGCGGUGACGGUAGACUGCAGCACGCAGACGCCCGACGUACCCAGUGGCGGCGUCUUUUCCACAAAAACGCGGUACUGCUUGAUGUGGGGGCCUGACAACUCUACCCGCAUGAUUGCGAAUUGCACGGUCGAGUGGACGGGGAAGAGUUGGUUGAAAGGCCCCAUUGAAACCGGCGCAAAUAACGGCCAAAUCGAAUUUACGAAGAGUCUUGUCGCCGCGCUACGAGCAGCCGUCUCGACGAAAUCGCCCACCAAGGUCGCAGCAGCAGGCAAAAAGGGCAAACGAAAAGGCAAGAAAGAAGUCUCGGACGGCGAAGGCGCAAGCGAUGCCCGAAACGCCGCCGCCGUGGCCGCCGAGCAAAAGCCUUCAGACUGGGGCCUCUUCGAACCCCUGCAUACCCUUCUCCGACCCCUCAUCCACAUCUUCGGCCCGUUCAUGACGGCCCAGACGGUUGUGGCGGUGUUGCUCGCGCUGCUGCUGUACACCUGGUUCAACCCUCCGCUCCGCAGCAAGGGUCUGGACUCGCGCUUCCCAGCCUACACCUCGCCACAACGCUUAGCCGCCUACGAGGAGCUCUGGCGCAGAGAAGAAAGCAGUCUAUGGGACUGGCUAGAAGACCGCGCAGGCCUGGACGGCGUGUACGGUGCUAUGGGCGGCAAGACAGGGGGAGACGAUCGGCGCGAUAGACAGCGGGUUCUGGCUGCGCGGGAUAUGGGGAAGCGCUUGGAUGAUGAGGGUAUGAGUGAACGGCAGAUUGACGAGGCGAUUCGCGUUACGCAUGAGCGGUUGGAGGCGCUGCGAGAGGCUGUUGCCAGGAAGAAGGAGAGAGUGGGGAAGAAGGCGAGGUGAGAGGGCAGCCGAGCGCUGGUUUGGGGUGCUUUUCGUCGUCAAGCGUGGAAAGAACGAACGCAGGCAGCCAAGCCAAGCCAAGGAUCAAAGGCGAAGUGCGAACUGUACAUCACUGGCCCGCGAACCUGACCGGUCAAGUGCUGGGUUCCCGGACACAUCAUGGGGCCAAAAUGAUGAGGCAGAGGACUUGAGUACUGCGCCGCUAUGAGUACCAAUUCUCUUGGUCAUCUGAAUUUCACGAGCGACUGAACGUUGCACAAGGGCGUAUGCAUC